GCCCCUUCCACCAACCCUCAUCGCCAUGUCUGACCAAAAUCAGUCCAAGGGUUUCUUCGGAACCGCCACCAGCGGCCUCGGCAACACGUUAGGCGCCGCAACCAACACGCUUGGCAAGGGCGUUGGAACCGUCACUGACGCAGCUGGCAACGUCGUCACUGCUACGGGGAAGGGCGUCGGUGAUACUGUCACGGGUCUUACGCAGGGGCUCGGUGAUACUACGAAGGCUGGCGGAAACUUUGUCAAGGACACGAGCAGGAGCGGAACGGAUAGUCUUGGCUUGACUGAGGCGGAAAAGAAGGAGCAGGCUAAGCAGUAGAGGCUAGAGCUAACGUACACUAAUGAUGAAUGCCUUGCCGAGGGACGACCGCAUCGAGCCAUGAAAACGAACCUGAUUAUAACCCCUGAGUUACGAAUGACA
Didymella exigua CBS 183.55 is the source of this 421-nucleotide messenger RNA. RefSeq lists its product as uncharacterized. The coding region runs from base 26 to 319 and encodes 97 amino acids. The record is from RefSeq and is a predicted model, not a curated record. The transcript is spliced from 4 exons. NCBI's taxonomy places the organism in Eukaryota, Fungi, Ascomycota, Dothideomycetes, Pleosporales, Didymellaceae.